GGCCCGGUGUCACAACCCGUGCCACUAUAUAUACCUCGGCGUGUUCUUCAGGAGCAUAGUCACACUUGGCUUCACCACCAAUUCGUCUAAACAACAAUGGCCUUUAAGAUCGUCAUUUUUUCCUGCAUCGUGGCUUUUGCCAAAGCUGGCGUUGCUCCUGUAGCAGUGGCCGCCCCUCUCGCCGCAGCUCCUGUGGUUGCAGCACCAGCAGUCGCAGCUAGACUGGAAGAAUUCGAUCCUCUUCCACAAUAUCGAUUUGGAUACAAUGUAGCGGAUUCACUCACAGGUGACUACAAGAGCCAACAAGAACAGCGCAAUGGCGAUUUAGUACAAGGAUCAUACUCGCUUGUUGAUCCCGAUGGCACGCGCCGUAUUGUAGACUAUUCCGCUGAUUCUGUCAAUGGAUUCAAUGCGGUCGUGCGAAAGGAACCACUAGUUGCUGCUGCACCGGCCGUAGUAGCUGAACCAGCGGUAGUACCUGCUCGCAUUGCUGCCGCACCUGUUGCUGCGGCCUCUGUUGUUGCCGCCCCAGUGGCAAAAUAUACAACCGCAUACACCGCUCCUUUGGCCUACGCAUCAUACACCGCUCCGGUUACAAAAGUAGCAGCAUACACAUCGCCUUUUGCUUACUCGGCUCCUGUCGCGAGAUAUACUGCCUACCCUGCGCCCGUAGUGGCUCCAGUUGCAAGAUUGACAGCGGCUCCAGUAGUUGCCAUCUAACACACCCCGCUUUAUAUCUAAGAUUGACUGAUUAAACUCUCUUUGCAUGACCAAUAAACUUUUUUAUUUGUGA
Melitaea cinxia (Glanville fritillary) is the source of this 793-nucleotide messenger RNA. It is a transcript of the gene CPR70, whose product is annotated as larval cuticle protein A2B-like. Gene Ontology annotation, cellular component: extracellular matrix. The record is from RefSeq and is a predicted model, not a curated record. The coding region runs from base 97 to 720 and encodes 207 amino acids. Lineage: Eukaryota; Metazoa; Arthropoda; Insecta; Lepidoptera; Nymphalidae. The transcript has 2 exons.